UGGACGAGAUGACGAAAGGGAGAAUUUCGAGAUAAUAUUAACAAAAAUAAAAUAAAACAACAAGUCGUUAGAUUAUCACAUUAAUGUGGGUCUUUGUAUCGUUAGAUGAGGGAUGCUUUAGUAAGUUUCUGCAUGUCUUGCCAUGAUAUCCCUAACAGGUCCUAAUAAUCUCGUGAAUGCAGGUGCAUCUAAUGCAACGACUUUUAACUGGUUUUCGGCAGUUGAUUGGUUCUCAGAUGCUUUAACAGUUGCUGCUCUUGGUGCUGAAUUCAAUAAAGCUAACUCACCAAAGUAAUCACCUUUCUUGUAUGAUCCUACUUUUUCACCAUUUUUGAUGAUAUCAGCUUCACCUUGUUCGACAAAGUAGAAAGCAUCGCCUGUAUCACCUUGACUGAUAACAACCUCAUUUGGUGAAUAACUACGUGAUUCUAAUGCAUCUGCGAUCUUUGAACGUUCAGAAGGAUGUAACGAUUUCAAUAAAUCAACCUCUGAUAAGAAAUUGUCAUAUAAAUUACGUUUAUUGUAUGUGUGAUUAAGUAAGAUUGAUCUGAAUGUUAGCCUAUCGACCGACCAUAACUCGCUGUCGGAUUUGGCUAGGAUAGAUGCAGCUCUUGGAGCAUUAUACAUCAAAGCUAGCUCACCGAAAGAACCCCCCUUGGUGUAAUCUAAAACAUUUUUUAAUUUAAACUCUUUCGGGCAAGAAGCUGGUGGAGUGACGUCAUUAUCGAAAUCAUUUGAAGUUGCAGGUACUCUAAUGUAAGCGGAGAAUUCACCUGAGUCGACGACAUAGAAAUAAUCUCCGUCAUCACCCUCUUCGAUUACCCACUUCCCUUUAGUAACUUUUAUCUUAUUCAUUGCGUUUAAAACGUCAUCGUAUUGCUCAGUUUGUAAGUUCUUGAAAAGGAAAUUCUUCUUAAGUGAUUCCUGUAAGAAAGCUUUCUGUUGAUCUGACUUGGGGAUGAUAGUUUUUGUUGUGACUUUGUUAGGCUUUAUAGAUUCAGCUGAUACAGACGUUCUCCUAUUGAUGUUAACAGCCGCUUGCAAAUGAUGGAGAUCUCCUAAACCGUCGCCCUCCUCCUCAUGGUGGCUUUCAUCUCCUGGUGCAACUCCAAAAGGUUGAGCGUUUUGGAAUAAAUUAGAACUAUCUGCUAAUAAAUAACUAUUAAUAUAUGGUGGAUUUUUUAUUUUCCCUAAUGACUCACCCAUCUUGAACGCAGACUAUCUUGGACGUAUACAAGAGAGAGAUGACAGCCGGGAAAUCUAUCGGCGUUCUGAGUUUACAAGGCGCUUUUAUAGAACAUAUACACAGACUCAAGCAGUUAACAGACGCCACCGUUCUGCAAGUCAAAACUCCGGAAGAUUUAGAAAAGUGUCAUGCAUUAAUCAUUCCUGGUGGUGAAUCAACUACAAUUUCACUUGUGGCACAAAGAAGUGGUCUUUUAGAGCCCCUUAGAGCAUUCUGUAAUAACCCAAAUAAAGCCGUUUGGGGUACAUGUGCCGGUAUGAUUUUACUCUCAAAGGAAGCAACGAAGACAAUGAGAGGUGGUCAAGAGCUAUUCGGUGGCAUGGAUAUCACAGUAAACAGAAACCAAUACGGUAGCCAGAUUGAAUCUUUUCAAGCAGAUUUACAGUUCAACUGUCUGUCUACGGAUGAAAGUUUUAAUGCAAUCUUCAUCAGAGCGCCUAUUUUACACUCAUAUGAUCAAGACAAAGGAAUUAUAGAAUUAGCUAGUUUAAUAGAUAACCCAAUAGACGACAAACUUGCACCAAAAGGAAAUGUUGUGGCUUUACGUCAAUUCAACAAAAUGUGUACAAGUUUCCACCCAGAAUUAACACAAGACAAGAGAUUACACGAGUACUUUUUGAAGGAAAUUGUAUUCAAGUUAUGAGGAUAUCACUUUUUACCUACGUCCCACUCCCUUGUUGUACCUCUCUUGUUAUAUUGCAUAGACAUUAACGUACUUUCGUUGUCAAUUGAACUGAUUACUUGACUUUUAAUCAUCUCUUUUGUCUCUUCCUUUCGUGCUCUUUUUGCCUCCUUUUUACGCUUCUGAUAUUCCUUUUCUGCGUCUGGACCGAGCAGUUUCGCAAUCUUCGCCUUCUCUCUACCUAGUUUUAUAUUCUCACGCUCACGCUCCUUUCUCUUUUCCUCUUCCCAAAGUUCAGCUUCUCUUUGCUGUUUAAGUUUGUUGCGCUCUCUGACGUUAUCAAGCAUUACAUUCCAACUAUCGAAAUCCUGGUCGGUUGCGUUAUCAGGGAGGUUUAUAUCUGUGGCAGGAUCGUAAUCAGCCUCGAAAUACUUAUCCAUCUUUGAUUCGAAUGGGUUUGGUUGUUUAGAUUUCCCUUUUCUAGAUUUAUGAGUGCUGUCGUCCCUCUUCCUUUUCUUUUUGGUGAAAUCCGCGAACGAUUUGCUAUCAGAAGUACGAUAAUCUUUAUCUAAAGGUUCUGCUAGAGGUAUAGAUGAUGUACUAGCUUUUGGAACCGUUCUAUUGCCCCUAUUAUGCUCAUCUACGUUUCUCAGGGUAUUGAGCAGGAAACGCUGAUUGAUCGGACGAGGCUGUGCAUUAUUAGUGCUACUGCUAUUGCCAGCUAGACUAUCUCUAGUUAAAAUAUCUGCUAAUUCUCUAUCGCCUAAGGGCAUCAUCGUCAUCUAAUAAAAGCGCCGCACGCGCGCGAGAAGGCGAGAGUGAUCUUCAACUUAUCCAAUCAAGAAUGAAAUUGAGGUUCUUGAGUUUUGCAGCUAUUUUAAUAGCUAUAAAUGCUCAGCAUGAGCAUCAACAUAGUACCAAUAUAUCAGCCACUACUAAUACAAGCUCUUCAUCCCCUGAGCACUCAAAUAUGUCUAAUAUGCAACAUACAAUGUCUAGUAUGCCAGGUAUGGAUGAGACUCUUAAUGAAACAGCUAUUUUGAAAGCCCACGGUCCUGAUCCUAUGAGCUUUUAUGACUUCGAUUACGAAAGUGACUCAAACUCAAAACCUGGAUGGAUGAUCCUACACGCUAUCGGGAUGUCAAUAUCAUUUGGUCUUCUAUUACCUAUCGGCUUGGCGUUGAAAGCGUCACACAAUAGUUUAUACGGCAUAAUUAAUUUCACAUUCUUGGUUAGCAUUUCAGUUUCAACUGCCUUCUCUACAAUUUACAAAAAACUUACUCCUGAUUUAUAUAAUCACAGCGCGCACGGUAAAUUAGGAUGGUUUACUUUGUUUUUAAUUGCCGCCUUAUCCGGUUAUGAUAGCUUUAAAUUCCUCCAGAGAACGUUCCAUUGGUACAAGUCAACUUCUCAAAAGACACCUUCUUCCUUCAAAGCUUAUGUCUUAGAAGCCCGCAAUGACGACUAUGAAGAAAGGGAGGACGAAUGGAUCCCUGAUAAUGAUCACGACGCUGUACCACUCUAUGAGACGGCAAAUAUGCACGAUGAUGACCGAGAGGAAGCGGAGUCACCUUCCUCCUCUGGCUCACGUAGAUCAGAAAUGACCCUCCAUGACGAACAACCUGUUCACCUUGGAAAGUCUGUCUACACCAAGCGUAAACUAACCUGGAAAGAGUACCUCUGGUCUUCGGCUCACUACUUGAAGGUCACUCUUGACCGCACAACUUUUGUCUUGGGUUUCGCUGGCUUCACCACAGGUGUCGUCAGCUACAGCGGUAUUUGCCAUGCUACAUACCUUAACGGUUGUUUAGCACAUUUGAUUAAAGGUGGCAUUUUCUUCGGAUACGGCUUACUCACGUUCGCCCGUUUUUGUGGCGCGUACUCAGAUAUUGGUUGGUCAUGGAACCUCAUUCCUAGAAGGAGCUAUGGUACAUGGAAACAAAAUGCAGUUAGUGCAGAGCUUGUUGAGAGCGCCGUCAUUUUCACUUACGGUUGCACAAACACCUUCAUGGAAAGAUUCGGCGCUAAAGCCGGUGAUCCAUGGUCAAUGAAACAAGUUCAACACGCUUCAAUAGCUGUCAUGUUCUUCUUCGUUGGCGGUUGCGGAUUAUUCAUGGAGUUACCACAAGUUAAGAAAUUCUUCGGUGGAUACAGAUCAAAUCAACCAAACUCAAACCCAUUCCCUGCUCUUGCUAUCGGUAUCACUGGCUUUGCUAUGGCGUCUCAUCACCAAGAAUAUGCGUUUGCGGUCAGCCAACAUGCGUUAUUUGGUAACUUACUUGCGUUGUUCGCUCUUUGCAGAUGUACCACUUACGCGCUCACUUAUAUAUCACCAAUUACUUCAGAAGCACCAACUAAGCCAAUAAGCGAAUUACUUGCUUCAUUCUUCCUCACCGCUGGUGGUAUUGCUUUCAUGUUCUCAAUUGAACAAUUCACUUUCGCCGCAUACAGACGCGGCUUCGCUCAUCUCAUGUUCUUACUCAACUUAGUUAUCAGUCUAACUGCACUUUGUAUGUUCUUAACGGCUCUCACUAUGUUCAUAAAGAGCUGGUCAGUCAGAAGAGAAAACCACAAGGGGUUACUCUUUGACGCUAACGAUGAUGGCAGUGAGAAUGGUGAUAUUCACCAAUCAUCACAACGUGUCUAAUGGUUGGGUGGUUUUUCCUCAACCAUAUUAUGAAACUUGCAUUGAUUUCAAUAUAGAUUACUUUUUCGCCAUCAUAUGACAAACAAUUUUCCGUUCAAUUACUUAAUACUUUUCCCUCUUGGAUCCUCAACAAUCUUUCUAUGUAAAAUAGAUCGAUUAUAAUCUCUACUCAGUUUUGAAAUGUAAUUUUCGUCAUAAUACUCUAUUCUGCCAACCAGAAUUAAUCUCAAUUACGUAAUUAUAAUUGUAGCCUUAAAAUUAUUCAUUGAUUUUCC
This is a messenger RNA of Wallemia mellicola CBS 633.66, 4790 nucleotides long. RefSeq lists its product as hypothetical. The record is from RefSeq and is a predicted model, not a curated record. Bases 2713 to 4515 code for a protein of 600 amino acids. The transcript has 3 exons. Lineage: Eukaryota; Fungi; Basidiomycota; Wallemiomycetes; Wallemiales; Wallemiaceae.